This is a messenger RNA of Monomorium pharaonis (pharaoh ant), 2574 nucleotides long. RefSeq names its product G2/mitotic-specific cyclin-B. The coding region runs from base 256 to 1545 and encodes 429 amino acids. The transcript is spliced from 5 exons. Gene Ontology annotation, biological process: mitotic cell cycle phase transition; regulation of cyclin-dependent protein serine/threonine kinase activity. Lineage: Eukaryota; Metazoa; Arthropoda; Insecta; Hymenoptera; Formicidae. Gene Ontology annotation, molecular function: cyclin-dependent protein serine/threonine kinase regulator activity. The record is from RefSeq and is a predicted model, not a curated record. Gene Ontology annotation, cellular component: nucleus; cytoplasm; cyclin-dependent protein kinase holoenzyme complex.
AUUGGGUCGCCCGUAGAUCACAAGUUCUUGGGCGUGAAUUUCACAAGGCCCGACCCUGGCUCCGCCUCAGUGCGCAGUCGCCGACAGCGACCGUACCGGAAAAUAAUUCAAACCGCGAAAGUCGUUACUAACUCGUGAACCGGAGGACGGGAGGACCGCUCGAGCCUGAAACGACGAACGGCUCACUUCUCGAAGGAUAUUUGGUGCCUUGCCUGCGACGGAGGAAAGAAGGGCUUCUCUGUACUGCGGCUGACAAUGGAGACAAGAAAUCGGACCGCAGUCACGGUGAACCAUGCGAAUCAGGAGAACAUUAAAAGUGCGAAGCCCUCGGUGGCUGUUGUGCCGGCAAAAGGCAAAAGAACGGCGCUAGGUGAGAUAAGUAAUAAAGUUAACACAACAAGGGGCGUCGAACCAAUCGACAGGAUUAGUUUAUUACAAAGGAAGAAAGUGACAAUACCGAAGCGGCCAGCUGUAAAACCAGCACCAAAUCUAGUAGCAAAUCCAGCAGCAAAGCCAGCUGUGAAACCAGCUGCAAAACCAGUUGAGAAGCCACUAGUGCAAAUUGUAAAACCAGUUGUGAAAACAUCUACCAAUGUAAAUAAUGCUCCUAGCGCAGGUGUAGUUGAUCUUGUUAGUGAAAAGAGAGAGAAGAGGGAAGCUUUUUCAACGGAUCUAUUAAAGUUUGAAGACAUUGACGAGCAAGAUAAAAAAAAUCCCAUUUUAGUUUCUCUUUAUACCAACGACAUACAUGAUUACUUGAGAACAUUAGAGAAAAAGUUCCCCAUUAAGAAAGGGUAUCUAACGGGUCAGGAGGUCACACCUAAGAUGAGAUGUGUGUUGGUAGAUUGGUUGGUAGAAGUACAUCAACAGUUUCAUUUGAUGCAAGAGACAUUGUACCUCUCCAUUGCAAUUAUCGAUCGCUUUUUACAAGUUUUCCGUACCAUAGAUAGGAAGAAAUUGCAGCUGGUAGGCGUAACGGCCAUGUUUAUUGCUAGCAAGUAUGAAGAAAUGUAUUCGCCGGAUAUAAGUGAUUUCGUGUACAUCACAGACAAGGCGUACUCAAAGGAAGAUAUAUUGAACAUGGAAAUGCUUAUUGUAAAAAACUUGGAUUAUUCGUUCGGACGACCAUUACCAUUGCAUUUCCUGCGAAGAUACAGCAAAGCUGGAAAGGCGCUCCCUAUUCAUCACACAAUGGCAAAGUAUUUCCUCGAGCAAAGCUUGGUUCACUAUGAAAUGUGUCAUUAUCCACCUAGCCUAAUCGCAGCAGCAGCGAUUUAUUUAGCAUUUUUAAUUAUUGGUAAUGAUGAAGAGGACGAAGGCAAGGUUAUCUGGACAGAUACUCUAGCACACUACAGCACUUAUUCCAAGGACGAUGUGUUACCUGCAGUAUAUGAUAUAGCUACCAUCAUAGUUGAUGCGGAAAACAGUAAAUAUCAAGCCGUGAGAAAGAAGUACGUCCAUGUAAAAUACAUGAAAAUUAGUAUUCGACCAGAGCUUAAGUCGCCAAUUAUGCUUGCUAUUGCUGCAAGAAACAACGAGUCAUAAAGUUGUAAUAAACAAUCGAAUUUGUGAGCAAAUCUUGAUUUUGAGAGAUCUUUUCAAUAAGGUGUUUGUUUGCAUCGCAUUAAAUGUCCUAUCGAUCAUGGACAUUAUGAUUCAUGAAGGAGAGCAAUCGCGUCUUUAAAAAAAAAAUUAAAGAUGAAGUUAAAGGUUUAUCAAAAUAAUGAAUCUUGUACGCGCUAGACAUUUAAUGCACAAAUUUCUUAUUGAAAAGUCUAUUCUCAUUUAGUCACGUAAUGAGAACAAAAACGACAUAUAUUUAGAACUUUAUACAAACAUUUGUUAUUAUAAUGCAUGAAAAUUUAGUCAGGUAAUACUGAUGGACUUUAUUUUGGACUGCCGUAGUGAAACUAGGUAUAGCGAGAACAUAAAACGCAUCUUUUAUAAUGAAAUAUUAAAUAAAACUUUUAGUUUUUAUCCUAGCCGAUUAUAAUAAUAUUUUAAUUUUGAUAUAUAAGUCCUACACAGAUACUUUUGAUGUCACUACAUGAAAAUAUGUGAGUAGUUAAGACAUAUUUCUUUUUUUUUCUUGUGCUUUUAUAUCCAUAUUUUCUCAAAAGUAGUCUAUCUUAAUUGGUAUGGGAGAGUAUCGUUAAGUUCUUUCGAUUGCUAUUUUGAAAUGUAUAAAUUCAAUAAAAGAUGUGUGCAUGAAAGUGAAAAUUAUUUUUGGAGAAAUACCAUAUAGGAAAUUUUUAUCAAUAUGGUGAUAAAGAAAUAUUCUUUUACAUUUUAUAUUACUGUAUCCUAUAAUAUGUAUAUAUAAAAUAACUAAUAUGUAAGUAUGCGCGUGUCUGAAACAAGAUAAAAUUUUAUAUUGUUAAGCAAUCCAAAUUUUAACAUUUCCAAAUUUAGAUGUUUAAUAUAUGCAUGACUCUAUUUUAAGAUUGAAUACUAGUGGUUAAUUAUAUAUUUAGGCCUUAUUAGUUGCAAAUUUAAUUAUAGUACUAUAAUAAUAUGGAUUAAUCUACCAACUCUACACACAUAUCUUUGUAAAUAAAUAACUAAAUUACUAUA